AUGGCCAUGGCCAUGACGGUGACCAUGACGGAGGCAUCGGCCUUGGACCGGGGGUUGGUUGGUGCCAGCCAGCCGGGCCAGGUCGGGGCACGUGGGAUGGAAACCAUUGAUGCUACGGUAGGCAGGGGGGGGGGGGGGGUGGAUGGGAGAGAAAUGUCUCGUCGUAGCUGGUUGGAUGAGAUGGGAAUGAGGAAGUGGUUGGUGAGAGUUGAAGAAGAGGAGGAGGAUGAGGAGGAGGGUCCGGUCUCCACUGCCGGAUGCCCGCUUCCCUUCGCCCCGCACAGCGAGCUUCCCGACUUGGCAGGCCUGGGAGGUCAUCGGCCAAUGGGCGGCUUGGGCACGCGCAUGUGCCCGCGUCUCAUUUCGGGGCCCUUGAACGUUGUUUUUGGCCGAGUUGGAGUGAGUGAAAGUGAGAGUGAGAAUGAGGAUGAGAAUGAGAAGGAAAAGGAGAGUGGGUUGAUCCACGUGGGCAGCCUGGAAAUUUCUCAAUCAGAGUGA
Messenger RNA from Colletotrichum destructivum, 498 nucleotides. RefSeq lists its product as uncharacterized. The transcript has a single exon. Lineage: Eukaryota; Fungi; Ascomycota; Sordariomycetes; Glomerellales; Glomerellaceae. The coding region runs from base 1 to 498 and encodes 165 amino acids. The record is from RefSeq and is a predicted model, not a curated record.